Messenger RNA from Cinara cedri, 1039 nucleotides. NCBI's taxonomy places the organism in Eukaryota, Metazoa, Arthropoda, Insecta, Hemiptera, Aphididae. The record is from the annotation of a GenBank genome assembly.
ACACCAAUUCGCCGACGACAUCACCGCGAGUACCACUCAGCAUCAAAGUUGAAGAGGAAAAAAAAAAUACCCAAAACAAACAAAUAAAAUGGCCGUCAAAGUAAGUGACUACGUCGAAUUUUUUACGCGGCAAUCAAAAAAAAAAAAAAAAAUAUCUAUUUGUCAAAAACGAUAAUGUCGAUUCUGAAUUUCCUGAGCUUCCUCCGGCCGGGCCCGUUCUUCUGUACGGAGCCCCCGACCUGUUCGGUCGGCUGCGCCUAGCCACAAGACUCACGGCCCGCCUCUCGCCUUCGUCAUUCCUGGCCUUCCGCGGCCGAGGACCCUAACCUAACUGUACGGUAGACCAUCCCAAACAGUUCCUCGGGAUUCUUUUUUCGGCACCUCACGACACCUCCGUCGGUCUUUCUGCCGGCCGUUCACUGAUCCGGAUUUUUUUUUUUUUUUUCAUUACAGAUGAUCGUUUUCGCCGCCGUGUGCGUGGCCGCCGCCCUGGGACAAUACGCCGCCCCGUCUUACUCCGCGCCGAAAGCCUACGCCCCCGAGCCCGCGUACGCCCCGAUCCCGUACAAAUUCGAGUACGCCGUCAACGACCCGCACACCUACGACGUGCACAGCCAAUCCGAGUCCGGCGACGGUAACGGUUACGUCAAGGGCACCUACAGCCUGGUCGAACCCGACGGUUCCGUACGCGUCGUCGAGUACACCGCCGACGACCACAGCGGUUUCAACGCCGAAGUCAAGAAGAUCGAAGGAGGUUACAAGGCCCCGUACAGCGCGCCCGCCUACAAGCCCGCGUACUGAUCGUCCCCCUCGUGUCCGCAACUGUUCCGCGUCAUCUCCAGCACACCAUACACUCAUCGCUUGUCAAUAUUCACCGAGCUCUCGAUACGACAGCGUUUCGUUUAAGAAACGAUACUGCCGUGGCUCACUUCCCAUCCCUGUUCACCGCGUUAUCCACGCACGAUAUUUUGUCGUAUAAUUUGUUAGAAAAAUAAUAUAUCGUUGAAUAAAUAAUUCAUUAUUUAAACCGUAUAUAUAA